Molecule: messenger RNA, 10420 nt
Organism: Bursaphelenchus xylophilus (pine wood nematode)
Lineage: Eukaryota; Metazoa; Nematoda; Chromadorea; Rhabditida; Aphelenchoididae
Source: the annotation of a GenBank genome assembly
AUGCACGGAUGUCGGCCGCCCAAUUUGCCGCCGAUCCAGCCGGAGGAAGGACCUCGACUCCGUCGGGUCGAAUCUCUUCGGAUGUCGAUAGUCCAGCUCCGGAAUCUUCGGAUUUCCCCGCCACCGCCCGCUUGUGCACCGUGCCAACACCUGAAGUCGACGGCUACAGUCCCAGCCAAAGGCCGGAAAGUCUUAGAAAACCUUUGUUUAACAUAUCCUCCAGUCUCCUCGGUCCUACGGGUCCAUGUAAAAAUCGACGGAAAGGAGUUUUUUCAGUCGAUUGCGGUUCCGACCGCAGAAAGGUAAGUGUUUUACUCUCCUUCUAAAUAUUUUUGGCAUAUAACAUUUUCUAAAUAUUUUAGUUGCGUCCUCUCAGGCGAAUACAAUGACAUCUUGCCAUCUAGCUUCAAAAACCUCCAAAUAGUGAUAGUCGAAACCAUCGAUGGGCGAAUACAACGUCAAUUGGGCCGGAAAUCCCUGAAGAGACGAGAGAUAAUCUCCCAGUCGCAUCAGGACAUCUGGUUACCUAUCGGCGCUCCUUUACAAGUCCCAGUCCCGGGUAAACCGAACAUUAGUCAACAGCCAAUCUGCGAGGAAUUGGGACAAGUCUUAUUGGAUAUUGACUUUGAUCAUAGGACGAAGGAGCUGGAGUUCAGGUAAGUAUUUGCACUCAAUGCACCGUCCGUGCCGUUUUAUGAAUUUUGAUAGUGCUUUAUUCACUGGCAAAGGAUUUGAUAAUUCUCAAAAUGACACGGCGAGCACGUUGAGUGUUAAACAAAAGUUUUGUGGAUCCUGUUGUGUGAUGAUUCGUUAAUUAGAUACUGUGGUCUUUGGUAUUUUCUUUGAAUUUAAAUUCCUAUUUUCUCCAACCUUUACAUAGCGAAUGGGAUUAGCGCUCUUUCGCGCCUUUUGCCACCGAAACUGGACCCUUGGAUUAAAAAUACGGCCAUGACCGGCCUGUUUCUUAAUCCUCCAGGAUCAAGGGCGAACAGCAGAAGGUCAUGCGAGCUAAGAAUUUUAAUUUAUAACUCUGUUUUCGAUCGAACCGAGACGAAAUUAGGUUUUUUAUGACUUUGUUUUGUAGAUUCUGCAGGUAGAUGAGAGCAUAGUAAAGGUCAUGAGGUUCAGUUCCAAGGGUUCCAGUUUGAUUACCCGUUGUAAAACUGGAAUUACCUGCUUCUAUUUUGAUUGAUAAUGAAUAUCUUCUCCUUUUAUGGCGUUCUAUUUUUGUCAAUGAAUUUAAUGAGUUGUUGGAAAAGUAUGCAAUUGUGGUUGUAAUGUGGUACUUGUAGAUACGAUUAAUUUUGUUUUUAAUAACGUUUGACCACUUCCGGAAAUUUUUCUAACUCUGAAAUCCUGGUCUGGAAGUGAAUGAUCGCACGAGUCAGAGCUACUAAGUUUCCGUUUUUCGCUUUUAUUUCGGUUAUUUCCCAGUUUUGAUUGACGAUCUUCUUAUUUUUGACUUUAUUUUUUUAUCGAAAUGUAGUUUUUCUCAAUGGAAUCUCGUGUCUUUUCUAUUCCAAUUAUCCUUUUUGGUAUUUUAUUUUGUUGUUUUUGUCGGGAAGGGGGUUUGGAACCCAAAAUAGCAAGGGGUAUUAUACAUGUCCAUCAGUUAGGUUCCCCCAUUUUUCCGGUAAUUAUCAGUAAUGGGAAACUGUGAUGUCUUACAGUAUUUGAUCACGGGUCUUUGAUAGGCAUGAAGAUUGACAAUUAAUCGGAGGUAUUGUAGUUUACAGUCGAAGAAAUCAGUCAGUUUCAAACUUACAAAUCCUGUGUUUCAAAAAAGAUCUAAUAUUUUGAGGUAAUCCCAUACCUUUCAUAUCGAAUAUCAUGUAAUUGGGAUGAGGUUUUCUCGCUUCUAUUUAUCAAAAAAAGUAAUGUUAUUCUUUGGGCCGAGAUCUCGUCUUAUCACUGUCAUUAGGAAAUGUCCAAAUGUCAGUCAAUCGGGAGGGAAAUGUUUUGGUCCAAAGUGUUUCGACAAAGCCGAUUUCGCCUCAUCUUUUAUUGGGGAAUUCGAAGAGAAAAUAUUUGAACUUUUAUGUUUUUGAGUACUUUGUUCGCUUUUCUCAGUUUUUUUUUCAUCGAAUAUUGGAAAUGUAAACAAGUCUUAUAUGGUUAAUUUUUUUAUUUCUCUUGGAGAAUUGUGUUCCAAUAUUUAAGCUGUUUUGGGCGUUAGUGUAUAAACGAGCCAUAUGUUAACCUUUGCUCUCUGAAUCGCGUCUGUAUAAUAUUCUAAUACUAGAAUUGCCGUCUCCAAUCAUAUAACGUUAUUGCGAUUGCCAAGAACGUAUGGCCAAUGCGGCUGUCUGACGGAAUUUGAGAGUUUCAACCCCGCACUGAACUCUCCACGCCUGCUGUCCUUACUCCUUUUUUCGUUGAUUAUUAAUCUUGUAAAAUUAGUUUUCUACCAAAAUUCAUUCAAAACUCAUCUGAGAUUUUAAUGGUAAUCUCGUUAGGCCACCGGAUGAGGAUGUUUACCAGUCUUUUUGCUUUUUAGCGCGAUUUUGAAUGUGGGAUUAGGCGAAUUGUUACGGAUUUCUCCGAAUUGUUAAGCUGUUGACGGUGUAGGCAGAUGCAAUGUGUAAUGUCGGAUUACGGGCUCUCUUGAUAGUGCCAUUUUGCAAAAAACCGGGUCUUAUCACCUUCAGUGUCUGUUUUUUACUUUUUAUUUUUGUCUUUUAUUCAUGUUUUUAUUGUCAGAUUAUUGGACUGUACUCAUUGGAAUCGUUGGACGCCGCCUUGCUGUUUAACAGCUGCUUCCUCGUCAUCAUCUUCAGCCUGCUCAUACCAGAAGAGUCACCGGUCUUUGCAUUCGCAAGGAUCUUCUCCUUAUUCAUCAAGAUCCGACCUCUCGGUCCCUCGAUUCGAAGCCACUCUGCCUCGUGCUCUUCAACAUCCCCAGCUUCUACACCAUCGCUCGUUGCCUGGGGACGCAUUAAGUGUGGCCAAUUCCCCCUUAUUACAACCCAAAAAAGGUAGUCUGGUGGUAUCGCCCAAAUUGGGCGCAAAGUUCCAGAAGAACGCCAGUUUCCAGCAGUCCCAGGACAGAAAGCGGCACCCAUCCAUUGGCUCUCAGCCUCUUCCCAAGCCUCACCCUGAUCUUCCGCCUCCUUUUGGUACUCCUGGUAAGGCAAUUUCUUGUUAGAAAUUGAUGAUCUGACCUUUGUAGUCCAUUUUUUACCCUAAUUCGGAUAUUUUCAGGCGCACCGCUAUACCUAAUAGCCACUGUAAUCACUCCACACGGUCAAACUCUCAUGCGAAAACUCCAAAUUGUGGAACGCCGAGGCCUGGACCCCGUUCGCAUCGACUGCCGUUCCGUGCUCCCAUCCACCUCCAACUCAUUCGAAUUCCCAGCCCAGCCUCUGCCGAACUCGGACAAGCCCCCAAGUUUGUGUAUUAAGGUAUGCAGCGAACCCGUGGUGGACGACACGAGUUGUUAUGGGACAGUGCAAGUGGAGCUGGAUCCCCAGACCAUGUUUCCGCGCGAAAAUAACCCGAUUGGACCCAACUGGUGAGUAUUCGUAAUCCUUUUUUGUCAUAAAUCACCUGCAUUUGGCUCGCUUCCUAAUCACAUGGUCUAGGCAUUAUGUCUAGGGCCCGCCGAUAGUUUCCUCGAAUCCUCCGCUCUGAAGGUGGAGGGCGGGCGGCAGGACAGGAGGAUUUAUAUGCCCGGGUCCCGGAUCGAAGUCAUUUUUCCGUUUCUCAUUAAUCACCAGCAAAGAGUUUUGGGGGAUUUUGUUUCUUUUCAUCACGGUUUGUUGCACUUUCAUUGGAUUUUCGUUCGAAAGGAUUUCGUUUUCCUGAAUUUGCGGUACGUUUUACCACAUCUGAAAACGAGUUCUGUCGGCACUUCUCUCUAUCCCUGCCUACACUCUCUUACGGUGAUUUAACUCAUCGGAAACACAGCUCCAAUGAGCAAGGUGACCUUUUAUAAUAGUAAAAUUUCUUGAAUUAACGAGGGUUUUUUUAUUGACGGGGUUUGUAGUCCGGAUUGGAAAACGUUUUAUGUUCAAAUAAUUACAAUUAAAUUAUGUUUUCAAUCCAGUCCAUCUGCAAUUAAUUCAUAGUUAGAAUAGUUUUAUAGUUCUUACUGUCCGAGUUGUGUGAACAUGGGAAAGGAGGCUUGAGUAGGCGGUUUGGGGUCGAUUUCAUGUUUUUGAGGUUUCACUUUCUCCCUCCCUUCCCUUUUCCAUUCAAAUCAUUUCCGGUUUGCUUACGAUUCCUUUUUUCUAAUUAAGUAAUAAUGAGAAGGGAGUGUUGUUUCUUGAUGACGGAUAUUCCAAAUUUUCUACUGUGAUCAUAGUUGACGUAAUAAACUUUGUGGUGUCGAGAGAAUGGUACAAUGGUCAGGGAUUGUUGAGUCCGAUCGGAUUUCUAAAAUUGUGAGAUGUUUUGAUCAGAUCAAUGGCAAACUAUUUAGUCUUGUGGCUAAUCGGCAAUGUUCUUUGUAAUUUUGUCGGCGUAAAACCCCCCUAUUGCCGAUAAAAGAACAUCCUUGCCGGCUCAUAAGGUGUUUUACGAUCGGUUUAACCGGCAAAUUUGUUUGGAUUUUCACUUUUUCGGCUCUCUGGAUUUGUGAAAACGGACUCGGCCUCGAUCGGAACAGAGCGGCACCGACCUCAAUCCCCACUGCAAGUUUUGUUUUUAAAAGCCGUCGUUUGGGAAGGAGUUUGAAGUUUGGAUUGAGGUAAUGAGAAAUGAUUUUGGCGUUUAGGACGAGAAAACUGUUAUACCAAUCUUUCAGUCUUGCAGUAGUGUUUGUCGUAAUAGGGACACUUCAUGGUCCUUUUGUGACGUGUUUCAUUUGUUGUCGCCUUGAUUAUGCAUCCGAUCACAUCAUUGUUUUUUUUCAUUCAUACGCCCAAGAAAUGACUCAUUCUUUUUAUAACUACUUCAACUUGAGUGUUGUGCUUAUCACCGUUUCCUCUACUUAUCUUUCUUCAGUUUACGUCCGAAUUCCUCACCGAAAUGUAUGACUGUUAUUUCUACGAGUGCUUUACAACUUUUGUGCACUCAACUGCGGUUGUUAGAACCUCCGAUUUUUUUAUUCUUAGAUUUGGUUAAAUAUCGCAAAAUCUGGUCGUUUCGUUUUUGGUUUUGCCCACGUUUCUAUCUCUGCUUUAAGGUGUUAGUGUUUAUUUAUGGAAUGAAAGGGUUUAUUUUUAGCUCUUAUUAUGUAAAUAUCAACCCGAUCUUUCCCCGCCCUCCCCCUCCCGACGUUUUCAUAAUUCCCUUGGAUGGCGCUUAAUUUUUUGAGGAAAUCGGAGGACCGGAAAUGAGAUGUUUUUAGAGCCCUAACUAUGCGCUGCAAGAGAAUGCGGUCCCUCCCCCGUGUUUUCGAAAUUAACUCUUCUUUCUUGACUCCUCCACAAGUCAUGUUUGCCGUUCUUUUAUGGACUGUCGCCCUAUUGGGUUGGUCAAUAUGUGGGAGGUUGGUGAAAGAUAAUUACGUCGGCUGGAAGGUGUUACUAGUUACCUUCGAAUUUUGUUUUGAUAAUUACAGUUUUUAUUGUAAUUCGGAGGAGUUCUGGGUGCAACCAGAGGAAGUCAUCAAUCUUUUGAUGCCCAACGAGGAAUUAACUUUGCGACUUUGUUUUAAAAUACUCAAAACUUUUGAUGGACGACUUAUAGGAUUAUUUGGCGCCUUAUUUGAGGAACAGUCUUUGCCUUACUCUCCCGCCUACAUCUCUGUAAUCUCCACGUGUUUAUUCGUUAGUCUGGUCAUCGAAUUUAUCGCCAGCAAGCGGCGUCUCCAUAAAGAUUUCCCUUUUUGUUUUUUGUCAAGAUUUUUGUGGAGGCGGAAAGCCGAAUGUAUUGUUUAAACGGUUCUAAAAUGGGGGUGGCAUCCGAAGAUGUCCGCAAUAAUAAAGUUCACGAAUUGUCCAAUUUAUUUUAGCUCAUGCCCACUGGAUUUCCGUGGAUUUUUUGCGUCCCUAAUUUGCAUUCUAUUUUUGGUCCCCCACACCACCCUCUCGCUGAAUUCAUUGGCUUUAUUUGGACAAUUUUUAAACACUGGCUCCUUUAUUUGAACCAGGUGUUUUCCCUUGGGCCCUUUUUUGUUUUCCCAUGUAAAAAUAUAAAUAAAUAUUAUUUUCUUUUGUCGAGUGGACUCGGCCAAGCAUAAAGUGUUGGGAAUCAGUGAUGCGCGGUCUGUUGCUCUUGUCCUUCUCGGCCUGAGGGCGGGAAUUGUCUGGAUUUUCGAUUUAUGGAAUGUGGAUGUAAUUGCCGAAAAGUAAAUUUGUUGCUAUGUUUAAGCUUUAUUUUAAACGAAUGCUGCAUAAAAUUGGUUAUCAAACGACUACUCUUCCGCGAGUCUCUUCGAUUUUGAUAUCGUCCUGUAGUAUUGCUCCUCUUUUGCAAAGCGAGGCUCAAACUUCAUUUCCCACGGUAUUUCCCAUUGACGUUUGGCCGACAAAGUAGCAGACAAACAAGGAUGGCAUCGCUUACAUCUUCCCUGCCACCCCCACCAAAUCCUAUAAAUCCGGAUUUAUAACACCACUGGCCGUAUUUACAUUCCCCCGAUCUGAUAGUGCUGACUUACACAUGGCCCUCGGCUCUGAAAUUCCUUUCUCCAAAAAAGGCGAAAAAAGUGCGGGGGAGGGGACAUAAAGAGGACAGUCAAUUUAAUGCAAUUUCAAGCAAACAAAGUCUAUCGUGAGAGAGAUAAGGUCUUAUUUGGAGUUCCAGUUCGAUAAAAAUAUUUUUUUUUUUGGCGUUGUUUCGAGAUCCCCGCAUUCUUCACUUUGUUGCGUAAUAGUUACAUGUGGAUUAGGGUAGUUUAUGUAUACACAGGGUUCUAAAAAACAUGAAAUUGGAAUAAGUUAUGGGAAUAUCUUAUUUCUCUAACACCUCAAUUGUUUUUAUUUUUUACGAUAAGGAAUCUCUAAUAUUGUCCUUGCGUUUGUGGGGGCUUGUCUUGAAAAAGCGAACGGACGGCAUGCCGUGAAAGUUGAUUGUGUUUUGAAUUCCCCGCCGUUAUCAAAUAUUUAUUUUACACUCUUGCACAAGUCACAUUUCCGGCGAUUUCAACGCGAAUCGAAGAUUAAUAUUUUUUGCGUUCUGAAUUUUUGAUUAUAAUGGAUUCUCCUCUAGUCUUGACGAGUUAGAAUGCUAAAGCAUUGUUUUUAGUGAAUUUAAUUGAAAUAUUUUAAUUCCCAUGCAAAUAAAACUCUUUCGAACUCCACUUCCGAGAGGCAAUUCCAAGAUUUUGGCCAUUCCCACCUUAGCACCUAACUUUAUUACGGAUUGGUCUUUUCAAAAGGCCCAUUAUUACGGCGCAAAUUACUUAAUAUUACUGCGUUUUAAUUACUGGAUCUAGUUUUGGUUUGGCGCCGCCCACUUCCGGGCCAAAAAUCCCAUGGUCUCGAGAUUUUCGGGUGGAAUUUCUUUGCGAAGUUCCGUUUUGGAAUGUGCAAAAAAACAUUUUUGGCCGCAGUAAAGGCCGAAUGUAACGGAGAAUUGUGACUUCCGGUCGUUAUAGAUAAGCGCGGAUUGCCCGGAACCGGCCCCGGAAAUGGCCCGGCUUUGUUUUAUUCCGUUUUUUGUUCUCCGAGCACGGUCGACGCAAUUAAUUGCGCUUUUCGGACGGCUCUUCUGUUUGAGUGCAAUGUCCCAGUAACACCUUCUAAUUGGCUGCAAUAUUGUUGUUGUUUUCGGUAGCUGUAAUAGAUGGAUCAUGAGUGUUCCGGGCUUUACUGUAAUAGUUACAGCUUGUAUAACGAUUAAAGAAUUACUUAAUUCCCUUUGUCACUCCUCUUUUUACUAUUGGCGUGCCGGAAGUAUUAGACUAAGGCGCUUAUCCUUACUUUGGUUUUUCUUCAUUUUUUGAGAUUAUUACAGGUGCUGCGAAUUGAAAAUUGAGUUACGUAGAGCGUUUUACCGCAAAAUUAAAGCAAAAAUGCAAGUUUCAAUUCGAAGCUCGGGCGCAGCUCGAAGGUUUUGAUAAUUUUUAUUUAUCAAGAGAGAAACAGGUUUUACAGGUCUUUAAAGGAGGGUUUACCUUGUUUGUCAGAUUUUAUCCGCGGAGAAAACGUUUUUAUUUAUGUCCCACUAAUUUUGCUUUAUUUCAGGUACUCUGUAAAAUCGCGCUCUACCCUCACGGUCCCCACAAUAUCUCCGAUCCCGGACAAAGCCCUCACCACGGCCACUGUCCCGUCAAACAGUUCUUCCGCCUCCUCAUCGGCUUCCUCUGCUGGCUCCACUCCGGAUUCGGACUUGGUUCAAGCACGGAAGAAAUCUAAAACAGAGGCGAAUCAAGUCGGCGAAAUGAGGAUACGACUCUGGUACUCGCUGGACGAGGUCCUCCCUUUGUGUCAUUACGAACAGCUCUAUUCAGCACUAAUUGCCUCCCUCAACCAUAGACCUCAUUCGACGUCGUUGAUAGCAUUAAUACAAGAGCUCAACAUUGACAUGGAGACCAUCGCCCGUCCUCUCAUGAAGAUCUUCGUUCAUGCCAAAGAGAUACGAACGUUUUUUCGUAUCAUCACCGUGGACUAUCUUUCCGGCUCUCAUGAUGUGAAUACAUUAUUCCGGUCACAAUCGAUGUGUUCCAAAGUAAUGUACGAGAUGAUGAAGUUUGUCGGCCAGGAGUAUCUUCUCGUCUCCCUCAAGCCCCUUAUUGAUCUCAUUUAUGCCGAACGGAAGUGUUGUGAAAUCGAUCCAUCCAAACUGAAACCAGGGGAUACGGUUGACCAGAACUUGCGGAAUAUUAUGGUUUACUCCGAAUUGGCAUUCAGCAGAGUUGUGGAUUCAUGGCAUCGAUGCCCUCAGAUGUUAUGUGAGGUCUUCUCGGAACUGAGAACGGUGGUUGGAGAGUUCUUCCCUGGUCGCGAGGAUAUUGGACGGCUGGCUCUGUCCUCCUUCCUCAUCAUGCGAUUCUUCGCGGCAGCAAUUUUGAACCCCAAGUUGUAUGGAUUAAAACGGGAAGCCCCGGUAAGUGUAAGAUUAGUUGUUUAAUCUUUUAUAUUGUGGGAGGCCGUUUAUUUAUUUUGUUUUUUAGGAGGCAAACGUUUCUCGAACUCUCGUUCUGAUCUCCAAAGUCCUUCAACGGCUAGCCAAUUGUGUUGUCUCACAAAAUCCAUUAACAACGAAGGAGCAGUGGCUAACACCAGUCUUGGAACGUCUGUCCGAUGAAUCCCACAAAAAGGCGAUGAUUCAAUUCUUGGAUUCGGUCAGCCAUUACGAAGAAGCGGACCAGCCGCCCUCCAGUCCAGGCUCCGAAAUGUCCACUACAACGGGACUCUCCAGCCAACUAACUGCGGAGGUCCCGGUUCUCCUGAAGACUGGCCAUAUGGUGGAAAGAAGGGCAGGGAGCGACAAAAAAAGGUCGUUCAAAAACUUUAUCCACCAAAAACGGCGAUUUGUAUCCCUUACGGAAACGGAACUCAGCUGGCAGAAAGUGAAAGAGAACGGAAGCGGAAAUGAACUCGAACCAAAAGGGUCCUUUGCUCUGUCGGAAAUCACAUCAGUCUCUCCACUCACUGAUUCCAAACACUCGUUUUGUGUGGCCACUGCGAUCUCUGAAGUCCAUUUCCAGGCCAACAGUCUCAGUGAUAUGAACGAAUGGUAGGGCUGAUUGUAUAAAGUUGUAAUAACUUUUUUAUAUAUUGUUUAUGCGUUAAUCUGUAUUAUUUUUGUUGUUUUAGGAUGAUCCUGAUUCAGAAACAACAACGUCGUCACAUGAUGUUGGCUAGUCGACCUUCCCAUCAAACUGACCGAAUGGUCGAUGUGGACAUGGAAAGAGAACUGGAAUUGAUCCACAACACUCUGAGCAAGAAUUUAGACAAAUUGUCCAGCUGGCAACAGGCAUUGGAGACGCAAUUACAGGACCGACCGAUCGAGAUUGACCUCUCUCCGGCUUUGGAGAAGAUUGUGGAGAGUGGGGUAAGCAAAGUAUCAAAUUGAACAUAUGUCACUAUUUAUUCAUUAAAAACUUUUGUAUUUUAGAGAGGAGACGAGGAAAAGAACGACUUCCGAAGACAACUUCUGGACACCAUAAAUGUGGCCAUCGAUAUAACUCAGCAGAUCCAACUUGCCCAUAAAGCUGCUCGCAACUUCGAUUUGAAGGUAAGCUGAUUCUCUGAAUAUUUUUAUUGUCUUCUUUAAGAUCUUGAAACCCCCGAAAUCGCAGCCUCACACUCCUAACUCUCCUCUCGCUAGUCCCACGGCCCUCUUGGCCCGAACUUUGGAUGCUGCCAAGGUUCGAAAUGGUUCAAAUCCGACAACUCCAACUUCCCCGAAUGCACCUCAGAACCCAUUCUCGAGUAUGCUUGUGGAUUCGGAGAACUAUCUUCAUCUUCGAGCUGGAGGUGGCACGAAAAGAGUCAGAAAGCCAGCUCCAAACUCCUUAUAUGACUCGAAAUCACAGCUAAGCGCAUCCAUAAGCUCACUUGGUCCACCACCCAAAUCACCAACAGCGUGA